AUGGACAAAGUGCGACAGGUUUGCAGCGUCCCCGGCCUUACGGUAGCGGCUCUUGCGCAGUCGCUCCUUGCGAUCAAGCUGUUCCCAAACUACUGCAGCUCAGAAAGCCACCUUCGGACUGUCGCCCUCAUGAUCCUUGCGAACUAUGCAUUCGGCGCCAUUUUCUGGACUUUUCUAUAUCCGAAUUUCCUCAGUCCACUGCGGCACUUGCCAGGGCAAAAGGCCUUGGUGAGCCUCUCUCACCGGUCGCUGAUGGUAACCCAUCGACCAUCGGGUGACCUUUUUCUGGACCUGGUCAAGCAGUACCCAAAUGAGCCACUGCUCAACCUCACGCUCACUCGGAGUCAGGUCCUAGUCACAGAUCCGAAGCUGUUGGCGGAUGUACUCGUUCACAAUUGUUAUGACUUUGCGAAACCAGCAAAGAUUCGCAAAUUCCUGCAUCAUGUCCUGGGCGCCGGCCUCGUCGUUCUGGAAGGCGACCCUCACAAGUUUAUGCGAAAGAACACGAUGCCCGCCUUUGGGUUUCGGCAUAUCAAGGAUCUUUACCCGAUGAUGUAUCAAAAAGCCGAGACACUUGCCAGAGCCUUGCGCUACGAAACGGCGGGAAACACCCAGUCGAUUGAACUAUCGACUUGGGCCAGCAAAGUGACCAUUGACAUCAUCGGGGUAGCUGGCAUGGGCCGUAAGCUGAAUGUUGUCGAAAAGGGCGAAGACCCAUUGCAGACUAUAUACGAGAGCCUCCUAGAGCCAUCGACGGAGAAAUUGCUCUUCUCCAUGUUGUCAUUUGUAUUCGGUCUGCCUGUGGUCAGGUGGAUUCCGUGGAGGAUGAAUGGUAUUUUCGACCAGCUGACAGGAUCUCUGAACGACAUAUGCAUGCCCAUGAUUCGAGAGAAGAGGCAAGCCAUCGAGGAGAAAGGCGACGACCACUUUGACAUUCUGUCGUUGCUCAUCAAGACCAACAACUUCACUGAUGUCGAGCUCAAGGAUCAACUGCUGACAUUCCUGGCUGCUGGUCACGAAACGACCGCCUCGUCUCUGACCUGGGCGUGCUACCUGCUAGCCAAGCAUCCCGAACUUCAAAUGACGCUCCGCACAGAGGUGCAGGCAGCAUUCCCUAGGAAUCCUCUCGACGAUCCCGCCUCUCUCGCAACCACACUCGAGUCUUUGCCUUUCUUGAACGGUGUCAUCCAAGAGACCUUGCGUCUGUAUCCCACUGUGCCGCUCACGCUUCGCGAGGCCCAGAAAGACACAUUUGCGAAUGGCCAAUUUAUUCCAAAGGGUACGACACUCGUGCUAUCCAUGUGGAUGACUAACCGGUCUCCCAAGAUCUGGGGUCCACAAGCUGGAGAAUGCAGGCCCGAGCGUUGGAUCAACGAUGAUGGGAAACCCAACCAGACUGGCGGGACAAGCAGCAAUUACGACUUUUUGACAUUCUUGCACGGUCCAAGGAGCUGUAUUGGACAGGGCUUCGCCAAAGCUGAGAUGAGGUGCUUGCUUGCCAUGAUGGUCUUAUCGUUCGAAUGGCAGCUAGGCAUGAAGGAAGAAGACGUCAUGCCAAGGGGUGUGAUCACAAUCAAGGCCGCCAAAGACCCCGCGAAGAUGCUUGUCUUCCGCAACGGGGAGCUUCCAGGCCAGCCGUGGCUCUGUUACGGCGUCACCGCCAGCCCUGACCAGUCCCUUCGGCGCACCCUAUCAUCCAUUCUCUCCCUUACCAAACCACGACUGACCGUCCUUGUCGUGCUGUCCGCCAUGGCACCCUAUGCAUUGUACCCCGUGCCAGAGAUUCUGGCGCCCAGUAUGACCAACACCCCGAGCUUGAGUCCGCUGACUCUGCUGUUCCUCACGACGGGCACGGCGCUAUGCUCGGCCAGCGCCAACACACUAAACAUGCUUUACGAACCAUUAUCGGAUGCAAAGAUGUCACGCACGAGAAACAGGCCGCUUGUCAGGAACUUGCUUUCCAAGAAAACCGCGGUGCUCUUCGCCCUUGCUGCCGGCGCUACUGGCGUUGCAGCGCUCUAUUUUGGCGUGAACCCUACGGUCUCAGGGUUGGGCCUUGCAAAUAUUGUCCUAUAUGCUGGGAUAUACACACCGCUCAAGGCUGUGACGGCGUUCAAUACCUGGAUUGGAGCCGUCGUUGGAGGAAUCCCGCCGUUGAUGGGCUGGGCGGCAGCCGCCGGUGAGACCGCAACCAAGGAUGGCUCGUGGCGUGAGCUCCUCCUUGCCAGUGAUGGUUCUUCCAUUGGAGGCUGGCUCAUGGCCAGUCUUCUCUUCGCCUGGCAGUUCCCUCAUUUCAUGUCCCUGAGCUGGGGCAUUCGCGAAGAGUACAAGAACGCCGGCCUGCGGAUGCUCGCGUGGACCAAUCCAGCACGCAACGCCCGGGUCGCUUUGCGGUACAGUCUGGUCUUUCCUCCGAUCUGUCUCGCUCUGUGCGCUGCGGGUGUGACGAACUGGGGCUUUGCGGUAACCAGUCUGCCUUUGAACGCGUGGCUGAUUCGCGACGCGGUGCGCAUGUGGCGACAGCAAGGGCAUAAUGGCACCGCACGGGGUCUAUUCUGGGCGAGCGUUUGGCACUUGCCUGGUGUCAUGAUGCUCGCGUUGGUACACAAGAAAGGCAUGUGGACCAGAGCGUGGACGAGCGUAUUCGGCGGAGGGGAUGGCAGUUGGGAAGACGAGGAGCUCGAGGAGAUGAAGAGUAUGACGGCGGAACGAGUGGCGGAGACGGCGCCAGUCGCCAAGAGGUAG
Molecule: messenger RNA, 2745 nt
Organism: Emericellopsis cladophorae
Lineage: Eukaryota; Fungi; Ascomycota; Sordariomycetes; Hypocreales; Bionectriaceae
Exons: 4
Coding region: 1-2745 (914 amino acids)
Biological process (GO): heme biosynthetic process
Cellular component (GO): mitochondrion; membrane
Molecular function (GO): monooxygenase activity; protoheme IX farnesyltransferase activity; oxidoreductase activity, acting on paired donors, with incorporation or reduction of molecular oxygen
Source: RefSeq, a predicted model, not a curated record